CUUUCCGCCCGGCGCAUUCUCUUUUCCGUUACCGUAUUAAGUGGUAGAAAUUAGAAAAUAAACGUGAGUGAUAAUAAAAUGUGAAACUCUAUUACUUACGAUACCACAUCUAACUUGUUGCGUCACGUUAUAAGCCCCUCGACGUUACGUACUGUAAGCAUUUUUAAACUGCACUGCAUUUUGCAACUGCGACCUUUAACAAUGACAACUUCAACUGUGCGCUGCCGGCUGUGGAUAUACUGCAUCCUGUUUGUUCCGUUGGUACGUGUCGUACAUCUGCAGACCACUACCGUUGCUCCGGGAAGCGAGUUUUCCGUUGUUCCAAUAAGUUGCGCUGGUCUCAGACAAGAGCUUAUAAAGAUCCCGGUUCUACAAGAAGAGACUGGACAGUUCACUUACGUUUAUGGGUGUGAUGAAAUUCGGUCGGGAAACUGUAAAUUUCCCGGCGGAAGCUUAACACUGAAGAAGCCGUGUUCCUUACAAUGCUAUUGCACGCGAACCAUCACAGGACGCUAUCAAAUUGGCGACUGCUAUAAUACCUGCCGAAUGCCACCAGUUGGACAGAAGUGUUUCGUUAACGGAACGUCAUCGGAUGGAUGCUGUCCGAGUUAUUCCAGUUGCAUACCCAAUAUCAACGCACCGUUCGGCACAAUCCAACUGGACCGUCCAGUGCCAUUUCCUCCCUACAAAUCGCAGCGAUUCCGCUGUAUUCCCGGCGAUACACUGCCGCUGGAAGCCUGCCUGCUCUUUUUGAAACGGGAAGCACUGCCAAAAAUCAAAUUUGCCUACGGUAUUUACGCAAUCUGCCGAUGCAUCGCGGAAGACACCUUUGGUUUCACCGUAUCGGUGCCAAAUAUUCCCGACAUUCCGGUCCAGCGCUACUUGCUACUGCAACGCGGCACCGAGAUUCUCAAACAGCCAAUUAACGCAAUUCCGUAUACGCCACCGUAAAAUAAACUGGCAAUCUUAACGCGAGAUCUGGAAUGCACAUUUUGUAUUUUUUGUUUCAAUUUGUUGAUUGUUGCUGUUUCGUUUCCAUAUUUUAUUAGAGCUUAUUUGUUUUCGAAAUCAUACAGAAAAACAAAUGAAAACCCGAAAGAUUCUGAGAGGACAGCAACAACCCCAAACUGAGCUGGAAGGCAGAACUACUUCUGCAAU
Messenger RNA from Paramacrobiotus metropolitanus, 1158 nucleotides. RefSeq lists its product as uncharacterized. The coding region runs from base 202 to 951 and encodes 249 amino acids. NCBI's taxonomy places the organism in Eukaryota, Metazoa, Tardigrada, Eutardigrada, Parachela, Macrobiotidae. The record is from RefSeq and is a predicted model, not a curated record. The transcript has 3 exons.